UCUCUCUUUUUCUUCCUAUCUUAUCUUUUUUCUUUCUUCCUCCCUCUCUCUCUCUCACACACAUUCAUCACUCCCAUACAGAGGCAGCAACUGCACACACAACAGUCACAUAGUCACAAGGCCAAUGCAACAUCCUCCAAAGUGUGCCUCUAUCAAGUAUACACAGAAGCAGUGGCUGCUCCUCCAACACAUCUUCCACUGUCUGUUUGUCUGUUUCUCUCUCUCCUUCCCCCCCGCCCUCAACAGUGACAUACAAAGUAGUGAUCUGUAUACACAACCAAUACAAUAUCUUCCGAUGUCUCUGUCUCUACAUCCGUGUCACACAUGACACAGUGUCAUGAUUAUAUAAUCAAAACAUGCUUUCCCUACACACACAGUGACAGACACAACAGAUAUAGCGAUACACGGCCAAUGCACUUCUCAUCAGCAAUAGUCACGUAUUGCUGUCAUAUGGUUACCCACCCAACACAUGCCUCCCCCCACAAAAUGACACCCAGCAAGGUACACAGUCACAUGCCCAACACAACCCCCUCCUCCCCACCCCCUUUUGUCUCUCUAUCUCAUUGGCACACAUGCUUAGACACCCGAUACAACAUCCCACACAUCCCUCUGGAUAGCUGGUAAACUGGAGGGAGGAAUCGACUGAUGAGAUGGCCAGGAUGCAGCCUGGGGUGUGGUGGGGCAGGACUGUCUUCCCAUGCCCUGUAGACUAGAGGUUUGCUGAGGUCUUCUGCUUUCCCUCUAUCCCACGGCUUCGGGCAGAGGCCGUGCCCGUGCCCGUGCCCGCAGAGGGGAGGGAAAUGCUUGGCGACGUGGAGCGGCCACGUGGAGCGGACCUGGGGCGGGGAUCUGCCGGGGCUGCAGCACGGCAGGAGAGACAAAGCCGAGGAGCCCCUUCUCCAGCCAUCGCAGGAGCUCACGCAGCAGCUUCAGGGAAGAUGCUGUCUUUGUCACUGUUGCUGUGGCUGGUACCCAUGGGUCAGGCUGCUCCCAAGGAUGGAGUUACCAGGGUGGAGGCUGAAGCAGGACUUGAUCUGCCAUCUAACCCUUUUCAGUCAGGCCAGCAGCAGUUCCAUUUGCUGCAGAACUACCUGAAAGGACUGGGACAGGCCUCUGGGGACCUGGAACAGCUGAGCCGAGAACAGGUGCUAUUAUAUCUCUUUGCGCUCCAUGACUUUGACCAGAGUGGACAGCUGGAUGGCUUGGAACUUUUGGCUAUGCUGAAAGAAGCUCUGUUUCCUGGGGCCCAUGCUUGGUCUUCUACAGGUCAGGUGAUCAAAAUAGUAGACAAAGUGCUGGAAACCCAGGACCUGGACAGAGAUGGGCUGGUGACACCUGCAGAGCUGCUCGCCCUCCCUGGAGAUGCUCUGGGGUACAAGGAGCCACAGGAGUCCUCUGUUCCACCUCCUCAAGACUCAGAACUUGUUGGCAGUCCUGCCACGUUGGCCAUAAAACUAUUAGAACAAGUCACUGGGGAGGCCAUGAUUCAGGAGGAAGCCACAGGCCCUGGAGGGGAAGAUCCUGGGCAGGAGGCUAGGAGCCUGGCGGAGGCCACGGGCACUGGACAGGAGGAUAGCAUGAAGGCCACAGAUCCUGAGCAAGAGGCCAGGAGCCUGGCAGAGGCCAUAGGCCCUGAAGAGGAGGAUGGAGGGAAGGUCACAUACUCUGAGCAGGAGGCCCAGAGCUUGGGGGAGGACAUAGGAGGCCCUGGAGAGGAACUGGGAUACCAAAGUGAAGCUGGAGGGGAGGUCAAGGGUCCUCUAGGGGAGGUUGGAGAAGGGAUGGAGAUUAUUGUGGCUGAAGUGGGAACCCUAGAGCUAGAAGAGCGUUUGGAGCCUGGACAGCUUCCAGGUGAGUUUGGAGGUCAUGCAAUUCAGCUGGAGAAUGAUGAAAUGUGAAUGUUAGGGAUUAGGUCACAGUCCUGGAAGCCUCAGUCCCACAUGAAGACAUCAGAGAGGGGGCAGUGCGAGAGGCAGGGUAUGAAAGUUCCUGGUGCUUCCCUAGGGCACCUGUCUCAGUGCACCACUGAUCCCCCUUUUCCUGGUCCUAACAUGGUGGCAGCCCUUCAUUUGGUUCAUGGAGAACCCAGAGUUCAGGUUAUAGAACAAUAGUGACAACCUAGCCUGAAACUUGACUGUCAUCCCAGAAAAAGCAGGUAGCAGCUGGGUCAGGUCACAGAGCCCAUGGGCUUGUGCUGAGUGACCAAGAACUGAAUAGUGUUUGCCUGAUGGACACUUGGCUACACACCUAGUCCAGGUGAAUUGGCUUGGUACAUGGGUGAAGGGCUUUGGGGAAAGGAUGUGUGGGCAAACGGUCCCAAGUAAUCCUGGGAUGCACAGACCUGUGGCCUCUUUGUAUAAAAGUCUGAGAGAAGCUGAGCUAGGCUAGCUCCAGCCCAACCUGUGAAAUGGGAAAUUUCUACUUGGUGCCAAUAAAUAUCCUUCAAUUCCC
This is a messenger RNA of Phascolarctos cinereus (koala), 2451 nucleotides long. RefSeq names its product cell growth regulator with EF-hand domain 1 (gene CGREF1). The record is from RefSeq and is a predicted model, not a curated record. Lineage: Eukaryota; Metazoa; Chordata; Mammalia; Diprotodontia; Phascolarctidae. Gene Ontology annotation, molecular function: calcium ion binding.